UGCGAAAUCGUUUGUACAAAUGGUUACAUUUUGAGAGUGUGGUACUGUGAUUUAAGGUCGGUUUUUCAGUAAUAGUCUUCAUUCAGUUGUUUGCUUUUGUCUUUAGUGUAACAUAGUUAGGUAAACAAAAUGAAGCAUCUUUGUGUGGCUUUCUUGCUACUGUCAUUAACAGCUUUUUUCAUAACAUCAUGCAAAGCUGAAAUGGGUUUGGAGUUCCCGGAACAUGAUGGGACAGAUAGAGUCAUCAACCUAAAAAAGAAGAAUUUCAACAAAUUUUUGAAAAACAACGACAUAUUGUUGGUGUACGUGACACAACUCGACAAUUCAAGUGAUCCUAUUGAAAUGGCAGAGUGGGAUCGUAUAGAAGAAAUGCUGGAGCUCGUUGCUCAAGUAGUUGAAAGAGAAUCGAUCGCUAUUGGUGUUGUAGAUAUGAUUGAUGACACAAAACUGGUAGAAAAAUACAAUUUCACUGAAGAAGGUUCCAUAUUUGCUUUCAAAUUGGAUCAUAUGAUUGAGUUUGAUGGACAAAGGUCGGCUGAUGUCCUAGUAGAAUUCCUACUAGAGUUGGAUGAGUACCCAGUUGAAUACAUCAACAGCCAAUGCGAAAUUGAAGGAUUCAGAAGAAAUACUCUUCCUAAAGUCAUCGGAUGGUUUGAAAGUAACGACACCGAAGCUUACAGAGACUUCGUUGAUGUGGCUCUUGAUUAUCAACCAAUGACCAGCUUCUACGCUACAUUCGACAAACAUAUGGCCAAGCAUCUCGGCAUAUUCGAGUUGAAUCAGAUUGAAUUUCACGAACCUUAUAUGAAGAAAGGAUGCACCAUCCCUGGCGAACUUCCCCACGAUGAAGAAACAAUAAAAGACUUCUUGGAAUGUCACAAAAGAUGGACAUUAAUGAAGUUGAGACCAAUGGAUAUGUAUCACACAUGGGAAGAUGAUGAAGAUGAUACCCACAUUGUCGUAUUUGCUGAUGAACAUGAUCCAGAAGGAUAUGCGUUUUUGAAUACUGUGAAAGAAAUCGCUUGUCAUCAUGAUGAUGAUAGCAAUCUCACCAUGAUUUGGAUUGACCCAGACGAUUUUCCACUGCUUCAUGCAUACUGGGAACGAACAUUUGGAGUCGACCUGAAAGACCCUUGUAUUGGAGUUGUGAAUGCAACUGAUGCCGACAGUAUCUGGAUGAAUUUUUCAAAUGGAGAGCUUCCAACAGAACACGAACUUGAUCAUUGGAUUCAUGAUGUACUAGACGGCACAAUUAACACAGAGGACGAUGACGAUGAUUACGUCAUGGAUGAGCUAGCUAACGAUGAUGAUGACGACAAUGACGAUGAUGAUGACGAUGAAGAUGAUCGCAAAUCGCAAAAAGAAUUGUAAACAAUCAGUUUCACGCAGUCAAGUUUUUUUGCAUUUCACAACAGUCAAUAUUUUACCCGACAUUUUUAUAGUAGAGAUAAAUUUUCUUGCCAAGAUUAACUAAGUGUAAUAUGAUGAUGAGAAUUGGCGGUAAACAAAUUCAAAGUAAAUUGGUUGUAUUUGUAUGUAUUAAAUAAAAACUCUCCAAAAAAUAUUUUUUAUAUAAUUUGUCCACUGGUCGAACAAAUUUAUAACUCGGUUUGAUGAAAAAGUAUAACUGGUAAUGACAUGUAUAUCUCCAAAAUUAAAUGGUUUUCUUAUCCAAAAUUUAUGAUUCACGGGAAAGUCUGUGGAAAACUGGUUGCCAUCUUUGUAUAAACCAAAUUCUAAUCUGUCUCUAGGUCCAUAUUUUUUCAAUAGCCAAUCUUGUGGUAGUUUGGGUAUUUUUUUAACAAAAGCUGUUGUGUAGAUUACGUUCAACAAAAAAGUAUUUUUACGACAAAUUUAUGUCACGCAAUAAAACUGUCUAGAGUAUUUUAAGCCUACUACUGAAGUAAUUGUAACCUAUUUGUUUGUAAAUAAAUGAAUAAUAUUCCCUUUAUUUGUUUUCUCAAAUAAAACGGAAUUAGACGUAUAUAUUA
Messenger RNA from Styela clava, 1991 nucleotides. RefSeq names its product calsequestrin-2-like. Gene Ontology annotation, biological process: regulation of release of sequestered calcium ion into cytosol. Gene Ontology annotation, cellular component: sarcoplasmic reticulum lumen; Z disc. Gene Ontology annotation, molecular function: calcium ion binding. Lineage: Eukaryota; Metazoa; Chordata; Ascidiacea; Stolidobranchia; Styelidae. The record is from RefSeq and is a predicted model, not a curated record.